AUGAUAUAUAUUGAAGCUGAAAAUUUACCUCAGUUUGUUUUACAAACUAUAUUUGCUUAUUUAUCAUUAAAAGAUAUCCAAUCUUGUAUAUUAGUUUGCAAAAGAUGGAAUAUUAUUAUAGAACAUUACAGUGAUGCAUUUUGGAAAAAUAGAUUUUUAAAAUUAACUUCUAAUACUACAGUAAAAGAUUUAACAAUGUUUAAUAUUUUUAAAAAACCAAGAUCAAAAGUUAGAGCAAUUAAAUAUUCUUGGAAUCCCAAAGAUAGUUCAAAAAAUAUGUUUGUGAAACCUAAUGGUAUUACUGUUCAUAGACAUCCUGUCGCACAAAGUACAGAUGGAAUAAGAGGAAAUAUAGGAGUAAAAUCAGGAAUUCAUGCAUGGGAAAUAAUAUGGGAAGGACCACUAGGAACUGUAGCAAUUAUUGGUAUUGCAACAAAACAUGCAGCUUUACAUUGCCCUGGUUAUCAUGCUUUACUUGGUAGUGAUGACCAGUCAUGGGGAUGGAAUCUAGUAAAUGGUAAUUUACAACAUAAUGGAGAAGUAUUAUGUACAUAUCCAAGAAGAAAUAAUGCACCUAAAUAUAAAAUUGGUGAAAAAGUAAGAAUGAUUCUUGACUGUGACCAAGGACUACUAUACUUUGAAAAAGGUCACGAUUUCCUUGGAAUAGCAUUUGAUGAUAUACCACCAUUAAAAUUAUUUCCAGCAAUAUGUGCCGUCUACGGAAACACAGAGGUGAGCAUGGUUUACAUUGGUGCACCAUUGGCUGGUUAA
Molecule: messenger RNA, 771 nt
Organism: Strongyloides ratti
Lineage: Eukaryota; Metazoa; Nematoda; Chromadorea; Rhabditida; Strongyloididae
Product: F-box domain and B30.2/SPRY domain and SPla/RYanodine receptor SPRY domain and Concanavalin A-like lectin/glucanases superfamily domain and SPla/RYanodine receptor subgroup domain-containing protein
Exons: 1
Coding region: 1-771 (256 amino acids)
Biological process (GO): proteasome-mediated ubiquitin-dependent protein catabolic process; synapse assembly involved in innervation
Cellular component (GO): synapse; SCF ubiquitin ligase complex
Molecular function (GO): protein binding
Source: RefSeq, a predicted model, not a curated record